This is a messenger RNA of Spodoptera exigua (beet armyworm), 618 nucleotides long. The record is from the annotation of a GenBank genome assembly. NCBI's taxonomy places the organism in Eukaryota, Metazoa, Arthropoda, Insecta, Lepidoptera, Noctuidae.
AUGGACUCGACCCCACACAGCCCGUCGGGCUCGACAAGCAAACUAGCAACCCGCAGAACGAUGCACCGAGUCGAGCGUUUACUGACUCGAACGGACAACCCGGACAACGCGACGUAUCUUAUGGCAGAUCGGGUCGAGUCAACUCGAGUUGCAGCCCGAGUUGGUUAUCAGAUGGUGUGUGAUGGUCCCGAUCCUCCAGAAAACAACCCUCACGAAAUUGUUCCACCUCCUAGGAAUGAAUUGAUAAUGAAUGGUAAUCAUGGGGAUGACAGUGAUGAUGAACAUGAAUAUUUUGGCUAUGAACCUUUAGCCCAAGGUCCAGAACUAGCAGUCUCAGAUCAUGAUAGUGAUGAUGACCCAGAGAGUGCCGAAUCACCUCCAGCUGAUGUGCCAAGUAUAGAACCAAUGGAAGAUGUACUGAGCAGGGAAGUUUGGAGUGCUCCAAGACAUACAGAUGCUAUACAAAUGGAUAAUGAGCGGGCUCAACAGGUGAUGAGAGCUAUGGCAAAUUUUGCCUUGCCCCAGGCCUCAAUUCCAGAAUGGGCUCAGAGCAUCUCUGAAGAACAAUGGAAACAAACUCUCAAUGAACAAAUUGAAAGAUUAAAAAAUAAAAGAUAA